Molecule: messenger RNA, 1461 nt
Organism: Miscanthus lutarioriparius
Lineage: Eukaryota; Viridiplantae; Streptophyta; Magnoliopsida; Poales; Poaceae
Source: the annotation of a GenBank genome assembly
AUGCACCUGCAGGCAGGCGGCGCCGUGCACCUCCACCGCCUCCAGUAUUUCAUGCCCCAGCUCCAACCGCAGGAAUCAGCCACCGACCUAGAGGCGCAGGAGUCGUCGGCCGUGUCCGUGUGCAGGCGCCGCAGCUUGUCCACUUCGCCGCCGGCGGCUAACACCAUGUGGGAGUAUCACCAGGCGGCACAUGCGGCGGCCUUGCAGACGACCUCGUCGCCGGCAUCUCCUUUCCCUUCCUGGAGCCCCUACGACGGGACUACGGCGGCGCUCCUCGGCGCCAGCUCGGCCUUCGCCACCGACGCCGGCUCAUCGUCGCCCGGCAUGCGCCUUCCGGCAGCGGGGGAGCACGCCGUCCAAGGCCAUGCAUGGAGCCAGCACGGCGAACAAAGCAACAUCACAUGCUACAAGGAGAACUUCCUCGAUCUGCUCGCGUCGAAGAACGUGACGCAGGAGAUGUUCGAGGACGUCCCCGCCGGUCACUACGCCGCGCAGGCGCUGUCAGCAAGAUUCGGGGCAGGCUCUGAUGUUGCACCGAUCAAGUACGAGGUCACCGCCGGCUCGCCGCUGUUCUUCGGGAGUGCUACUGGUAUGCACCAGCAGGGGAUGGACAUGGUGGGUUGCACGCCGCGGUACUCCUACGCCGCCGCCAACCACCAUCAGAUGAAGGAAGGCGGCAGCCAGCAGCAAGAACUUGAUGCAGCCCCGGCCAUGGCUUCCUUUCUUCAGCAACUGAGUUCAAAUGCUAGCGUUGGCAUGCAUGCUAGCUUGGACUAUUCAGGCACAGGAGGACUCGACAAGAUUUGCCAGGGGAGUCGAGCAUUGGAAACUAGCCCUUUUGGCAUGAGGAGCUUGCCGGAUCUCAGUUCUUUCGGUGGCUACAGCAGAUCAGCCGCGGAAUCGACAUCGUCAGCGCAACUAUACCUGAGAUCCAGCAAUCUCGCUGAAAGCAGUAAACAAGAGCCGGAUAUUGUGUCGGAAAGGGGCAGCAGCAGUGGCAGUGGAGCGGCGAGUGAUCGAAAGAAGCGGGCGUCAGAAGAAAGGGCGAGCACCGUGAAGAAGUCUAAGCAAGAGGGCUCUAAACCAUCUCCUCCCAAGCAACAAGUGCCUAAAGUGAAGAUAGGAGAGAAGAUCACAGCAUUGCAACAGAUCGUUUCACCAUUUGGGAAGACUGAUACAGCAUCAGUGCUGUUUGAAACGAUCAAGUACAUCAAGUUUCUGCAUGAACAAGUACAGUUACUCAGCGAGCCGUACACGAAUUCGAGCAGGAGCAAGGGUAACCAGCUUCCAUGGGGAGAUCAUGCUGCUGCAGAGACGAGCAAGGGCGGAGAUGAGGCAGAGCACGACCUGAGGGACAGAGGGCUCUGCUUGGUCCCUGUCUCGUGGACCCCUGAAGUCUACCGGGACGGGACUGCCAUGGACUACUGGACGCCGGCGUACAAGGGCUGCCUGUACCGAUGA